This is a messenger RNA of Aspergillus alliaceus, 882 nucleotides long. Its product is annotated as nucleoside deaminase. The transcript has 5 exons. Gene Ontology annotation, cellular component: cytoplasm; nucleus. Gene Ontology annotation, biological process: tRNA wobble adenosine to inosine editing. The record is from RefSeq and is a predicted model, not a curated record. Gene Ontology annotation, molecular function: zinc ion binding; tRNA-specific adenosine-34 deaminase activity. The coding region runs from base 187 to 735 and encodes 182 amino acids. NCBI's taxonomy places the organism in Eukaryota, Fungi, Ascomycota, Eurotiomycetes, Eurotiales, Aspergillaceae.
UCUAACCCUCCCUCACAACGCUAAUCAUAUAAUUGUUCAUUGAUGACAUUGGUCGUGUCUGUCCUUCAGCAGGUUUCACUUCUAAAACAUCUGUUUCUUGUACAGGAACCAUUUGGGUCAGAAAGCUUAAAGCUUAAUUGAGCUUCAGUCUUGACUCCUGAAGAUAAGAGUAGUGGUUUGUCGGCUAUGGAGCAGGAAAGCUCGAGACACGCUUACUUUAUGAAGCAAGCUUUAUUGAUGGGAGAAAGAGCUCUUGAGACAGGUGAAACCCCGGUGGGAUGCGUCUUAGUCUAUGACAAUAAAAUAGUCGGUUCUGGAAUGAAUGACACGAAUAGGUCAAUGAAUGGUACAAGGCAUGCCGAGUUCAUUGCUAUCGAGGAGAUGCUCCGAAGUUACCCCAAGUCACUACUUCGUUUAACAGACCUCUAUGUCACGGUCGAGCCAUGUGUUAUGUGUGCGUCAGCUUUGAGGCAGUAUCACAUACAGGCUGUUUAUUUCGGCUGUGGCAACGAACGUUUUGGAGGCACAGGAAGCAUCCUAUCACUACACUCCGAUUUCUCAAUAGACCCACCUUAUCCAGUGUACAGUGGAUUGUUUAGUCAAGAGGCUGUAAUGUUACUUCGGCGCUUCUAUGUACAAGAAAAUGAGAAAGCACCGAAACCUCGCCCCAAGAAAAACAGAGAGCUCAAAACAGGAUUUGGCGAUGACAUUGAAAGCCGCAGCCAUACGACCUAAGAAGCAAAACUAUCCGCAAGGGCAACCUAAGUCAUCAGAAGAGAAAUGCCAGUGCUACUUCGAGAUAAACUAUUAGGCUUAGGAAUGUCAAAGCCAAAAGGGAAGAAAGUAGCCCCCAUAUUCUUCAUCUUUGCACAUUGCGCCUGA